ACAAAAUGAACAAAAGUAUAGGUGACACUGUUGUAUCUGGGCAAUGGCAUUGGCUAACAUAUGAAAGCUCCUAAUGUCAAACUUAUCAUUACAGAGGUUUCAGGCAUUCAGAAUACUAGAUUGUUUACUUACAAUGAACUCAGAGACGCAACUGGAAAUUUUCGAACCUCCAAUAAAAUUGGAGAAGGAGGUUUUGGUGUUGUCUAUCAGGGAACUUUAAGAGAUGGAACCAUGGUUGCUGUAAAGGUACUGUCAGCUGAUUCUACACAGGGGGUGCGGGAGUUCUUGACUGAAAUAGAAGUGAUGGCAGAUAUAGAGCAUGAAAACCUAGUUAAGUUGUAUGGCUGUUGUGUGGAAAAAAAGCACAGAAUUUUGGUCUAUGGUUAUGUUGAGAAUAACAGCAUUGCCCAAACACUUCUUGGUGGAGGAAACAACAGUAUCCAAUUCAGUUGGGAUACACGAAGUCAAAUUUGCAUUGGUGUUGCAAAGGGGCUUGCUUUCCUUCAUGAGGAAGUUCGGCCACAUAUUGUUCAUAGAGACAUCAAACCAAGCAAUAUCCUACUUGAUAAAAAUCUCAUGCCAAAAAUUUCAGAUUUUGGUUUGGCAAAGCUUUUUCCAGACAACUUGACUCAUAUCAGUACAUGCGCUGCUGGAACUGUAGGUUAUCUAGCACCGGAGUAUGCCAUACGAGCUAAAUUGACAAGGAAAGCAGAUAUUUACAGUUUUGGCGUUCUACUAUUGGAAAUCGUGAGUGGGAGAAGUCACAAAGACCGGAGAUUACCUGUUGCAGAGCAAUAUCUUCUUGAAAGGGCGUGGGAUUUGUAUGAGAAGGGAGAGCCAGUACAAUUGGUAGAUUCGUCCCUGAAUGGGGACUACAACAUUGAAGAAGCUCUAAGAUGCCUGAAGAUUGGCCUAAUCUGCACACAGGACAUGCCAAAGCUCCGACCACCCAUGUCUACAGUUCUCAAGAUGCUCGUGGGUGAUAUAGAGGUGAAUGACCAGGAAAUAACUAGACCUGGCUUUCUUUCAGAGUUGAUGUGUCUUAAAGCUGACAAAGGUGUAAAAAAAAAUGUCAAGAACUGGUCUUGCACUGCAUCUGCAAGCACAAGCAAACUGGGAAGUUCAUCUUCAUUUCCAGAAAAUACAGACACCUCAUAUAAUACAAUGACCUUUACAUCAAUUUAUAACCGAUAAGGAAUAUGUUUGCACCAAAAUUCAAGAUAAGGAUGAUUUUCUGGAGGUUCUGGUGCCUUCCUAUUAAACUUUUGCAAUUAGUUUGUCUGCUCCUACUAACCUUUGCAGUGAGCUCAUCUACUUGGGAUGGGCAACCAUCAGCAGGAUCCUCCAUUUUUUGACUUUUAGGGAAAAGCAAGUGACACUUCUGCCUUCAAUCACGUGUGGGCAGAAAGAAGAGAUUCAAAGAUAACAGUAUGAUUGUUUGGUUUUUCCAUUCUUUGGUUGGGGUUUCAAGAGGGGGUCAUUUUUUUAUAAACUUGUAAAAAUUAAGGGUUGACAAGCAUAGAAGUGCGUGUUCAAGUUUUGGGAGUAACAAUAAUUGACCCUUUUGUUA
Molecule: messenger RNA, 1570 nt
Organism: Rubroshorea leprosula
Lineage: Eukaryota; Viridiplantae; Streptophyta; Magnoliopsida; Malvales; Dipterocarpaceae
Source: the annotation of a GenBank genome assembly